AUGCGACCCGACAAAACCAUCCAUCACAUCACCCAUCGACUGCCCGACUGCUCGAACACCUCGACGGCUGGUUCCAACCCAGCGCGCAUCUGCAUCAUGGGCGGUAACACCAGCAAAGUCACCGCCCAAGACAAGGCGAUUCUGGACAUGAAGAACCAGCGGGACAAGCUGCACCAGUACCAGCGGCGCAUCACCGCCCUCACCGACAAGGAGACGCAUGUGGCGAGGCAGAUGCUCGCCACGGGCGACAAGAAGGGAGCGCUCCUGGCCCUGCGGCGGAAAAAAUACCAAGAGACGCUGCUGGCCAAGGCGGACGCGCAACUCGAGCAGUUGGAGAAGCUGACGUCCAACGUGGAAUUCGCGCUGAUACAAAAGGAUGUCGUCUUUGGGCUGCAGCAGGGCACCAAGGUGCUCAAAGAGAUACAUGCUCAGAUGGGAGGCUUGGAGAAUGUCGAGAAGCUCAUGGGGGAGACGGCGGAUGCGAUUGCAUAUCAACAGGAAGUCAGUGACAUGUUGGGGGGACAAAUGUCGAACCAGGACGAGGAGGAGGUGGAAGACGAGCUGGCUGCUCUGCAGGCAGAGAUAUCCGGGGAGAGACGGAGCCUGCCUUCUGUUCCAAACGCGCAGCUACCUCCACCGCAAAGGAUAGGGGAAGAGCCCGAGGGCCACGAGAGGUCAGAGCCGGAGCCAGUGUUGGCUGCCUAA
Ustilaginoidea virens is the source of this 705-nucleotide messenger RNA. RefSeq lists its product as uncharacterized. The transcript is spliced from 3 exons. Gene Ontology annotation, cellular component: multivesicular body; ESCRT III complex. Bases 1 to 705 code for a protein of 234 amino acids. Gene Ontology annotation, biological process: vesicle budding from membrane; late endosome to vacuole transport via multivesicular body sorting pathway. Lineage: Eukaryota; Fungi; Ascomycota; Sordariomycetes; Hypocreales; Clavicipitaceae. The record is from RefSeq and is a predicted model, not a curated record.